GAAACAGGAAAAUACCAGCCGUUAGGGAGGCAGAAGGGUGAGUGAAACGGUGCGAGCUGAGGAGCCGCAGGAUCCGCCAUACUGUUUCCUUGCACAGAAACCUGCAGAUGACACUCAGGAGCUCAGCACAAGGGUUUGCUGAAAGAUGAGCCGGGCAGAGUGGGAAAAGGAAAUUGAAAGCAAAAUAUGGGACAUCAUGGUGGAAAAAUUCGAAAACCUGGGGCGUGAUAGCGUUAAGAAAUUAAAGCAGAAACUUACAUACAAGGCACCGGCAGGAAUGAAACCCAUCACAUGGAGACAAGUGGAAACAGCCAGUGAACAAGAAGUGGCGAAUCUGAUCAUAAGGCAGUACACAAUAACUCAUGGGCCACAAUUGGCUGUGGAGAUCCUGGAAGAGAUCAAUGAGAGACAGGCCAGUCUGGAACUGCAAGCUGCACUCAUGACAAUAGCUGAUAGGAAUGGCCCAACACCACAGACAGAGCCAGAAAAAAAUGGCACAAUAUCACAGACAGAUCCGGGUAAUUCCAUCCAUGAUACAGAAUCAAAGACAAAACAGACAGACCCAGUAACAGGGGAAGGUGACUUUGCUGAAGAGAGAACUUUACUGAGAAACCCAGACCCAGAAAUAAUAAACACCCUGAAUGAAAUGAUAGAAUCCUAUAAAGAGUCCAAGCUCUCCCUGAGGGACAUCCUCGACAUUGGGCAGGAGAAUAUAAAUGAAGUUGCCCCCCAGACUGUACAAGACCUGCCCUGGGCUCUCCUAAGGAAACUGAUGGCGCUGGACAGGACUGCAAGAACAGUUCAACUUGAGAAUAUUUCUGCAAGUUCAGAAUCAGAUGCUGAUAGCACAGAAGAGGAAAAAUCUCAACAUUUGGACUUUUAUAGCAAAGAGAAUAACUCUAAUUACAUCAAUCCAUUAGACAUUCUGUGUGCUCUCUUGCAUUGCUCAGAUAUGUUGUUACAGCAGAACAUCUUCUCAAAAAUGUCCCUGUGUCAGUUUGCUGUCCCACUGCUGCUCCCUGCUGGUGAUGGCCCAGAAUGCACCUUCAUGCUGUGGGCUAUGAGAGACAUUGUCAAGAGAUGGAGACCCCACACUCUGGCAGACAGUAAAGGAUUUGUAGAAGGAAACCUGGUUCAAGUAGAAAUGCCAUUGUUCUCCUUUGUGAGACUGGGGCAAAGCAAAUUAUCCAAAUCUAAAAUCCUCAACCAAGUGCUCAGCCCAGCUCAGCAGUACCAGGACUUCUUUAUUCAUGAAAAUAUGGUGGGUGAAAAUAUUAAAAGAGAAAUCUCUGAUGGCCUAGUGGAAAUCUCCUGGUUCUUACCUGUUGGAAGAGAGAAUUCUGACACUUUCCCAGAACCUGUUGCUGUUACUAAUUUGCGUGGAGACAUAGAGUCUAACUGGACCCAAUUCAGCUUCCUAACCCAGGUCUCAUCAGCAGUGUUUGUAUUUGCUGAGAGCAUUAAUGAGAGAGAGUGUGAGCUAUUAGCCCAGUGUAGUAAAUCCAACACCAACUUCUAUUUCAUCAUUACUCCUAGUGGCAAAGGUGUCAGUAAAGAGACAUCAGAAUCCUUCAAAAAGUUAUUCUAUGUGCUUAAUGCUAAACAAUCACAUAUAAUCAUAAAAGAGAAGAGAGCAAAUGAUGCAAGACUAGUGAAAAAUAUACAAACCAUUAUCAAACAUUUUUUGAAAGAAUCCAUUAAGAAAGUAAAACUGGAAGAUUUAUCCAACACAGCCAGGGAACUUGGCAUCAAGGUGGAUGAAAAUUCCCAGGAAUGUCAGAAAGCAAAAGAAUGUGCCACAGAAAUAACUAAAGAGAUACAAGAUGUGGUACAAUAUAAGAAAGAGACAAUGAAACUACAAGGGGAUCUGUGGAAGCAAGUGGCCCAGAUAGAGAAGGAAUUGUGCAGAAUGAGAAAACAAGGGGAUAAAGGUACAGAAGAAUACCGAUCUCAGCUGAUAGAGGAGCUCAAUGAGUUAUACAGGGAGCAGAACCAACAUGGUCUGCCUGACUCUAUGAGUAAGUUCAUUUCUGCCAUCACAUAUUUAUCAAAGACAGAAAAACAUUAUUUCCUGAAAUGGAUGCAAUUUGCACUUGACUCAAUGGCUGGAAACAAUCUCUCUAUGUUGAAAACAAAAUACAAGGUAGUGAAUAACAAUAAAGACAAUAAUCAAAAGUUAAAACAGUUAGACCAGCAGAUAUCUGACAGUUCUUUGGGAGUAGAACAUUUUCUGCGGGAGAUGGGGCAGUUUUAUGAGGCAGAAUGUUCCAUGGUGAGUCAAGGUAAAAUCAAACCCGAUGGAAGACAAUUACGUAAUCUCCCAGGAAUUGCUGCUGAUCUGCUGCUGGAUGGGUUCCCAUUGGAGCUGAUAGAUGGAGAUGCCUCUAACAUCCCCCUACAGUGGGUAACUGAUCUUUUGAAUGAGUUGGAUAAUAAAACAGGAGGGAAAUGCAGAAUGAGAGUAAUCACAGUGCUGGGAGUGCAGAGCACAGGGAAAUCCACCCUCCUGAACACCAUGUUUGGGCUGCAGUUCCCUGUGGCCAGUGGGCGAUGCACACGAGGAGCCUUCAUGACACUGAUUAACGUAAAAGAGAAUCUCAAACAGAACCUGGGCUGUGAGUUUAUUUUAGCAAUUGACACACAAGGUUUUAAGGCCCCAGAACUGGCUUCCCUGGAGGACAGUGAUGAACAUGACAAUGAGUUGGCAACUCUAGUGGUUGGGUUGAGUGAUAUCACUAUAAUCAAUAUGACCAUGAAUAAUACAGCAGAAAUGAAAGAUACACUGCAGAUUGUGGUCCAUGCAUUUCUUAGAAUAAAUAACAUAGAAAAGAAACCCAACUGCCAGUUUGUUCAUCAGAAUGUGAGUGAUGUUGUAGCUCAUAAACUCAACAUGAGGAGUGUUAGUAAAUUCCUGGUGCAGCUGGAUGAGAUGACAAGAAAAGCUGCUAACACUGAAUACAAGAGUGGGAUCACAAAGUUUAGUGAUAUCAUGUACUAUAACCUUGAGAGAGACAACUGGUACAUUCCUGGGCUUUGGUACGGUGUCCCACCCAUGGCUUCUGUAAGCUCCGGCUACAGUGAGAAUGUGUAUGAUAUGAAAAAUUAUUUGUUCAAAUUUAUGGAGAAAAAGGAAAAUCUUCAACAACCAAAGAAUUUUGUUCAAUUUAUUGAAUGGAUAAAAAGCUUGUGGAAUGCUGUGAAACAUGUGAGUUUUAAUUUCAGUUUCAGAAACAGCCUGGAAGAUGAAGCCUAUAAUCAACUAUUAAUGAAAUACUCUUGGUGGGAAUGGGACUUCCGCAAACAGGUUCAUACCUGGCUCAUUAGCACUGAGAACAAGAUCAACAAUCACAAACUGCAGCCGGAAAUCAGACGCACAGGUUUUAAACAUGAUUUGAUUUCUUUACUUUGCGAGCAGGAGAAAAUGAUGUUAGAUUUGUUAAAACAAUACUUUGAGAGUAAUAUGGAUAACGUUCAUCUGAUCGAAAAGCACAGAGAAGAUUUCUCCAGUCGGGUAAAAUUCCUCCGGAGUAAACUGGAAAGCUUUGCAACAGCCAGGAUUAAUGAGACUAUUAUACUCCAAAAAGGUAUCUAUCAAAUAAUAAAUACAGCAAACAGUUAUCAAAAAAUAAUGGAGGAGGAAGUCACUAAUCUCCUAGAACAGGCCAGAGAAAGGAAAAGUCAUUUUGGGAAUGUGGAAAUAGAAGAGGAAUUUGAGACUAUGUGGGGACGUGCAAUAGCUGAGCUGCCGAAUAAUCUUUUACAGAAACUCAAGGUAUCUAAGGAUAUGCUGCUAGAGCUCAAACAGGACAUGUCCAAUAAGGGCAGCUCUAUAAAUAAUAAUAAUCUCAGUAUAAAAGGUUUAGCUGAGUUUGGAAAAGAUGAAUUCCAGAUUAAAUCUCAGCAUAUUGAAAGUGGUUUCCUAGCACGUUUUGUAAUGGAUACCAAAGAAAUCAAAGUAAACCUAUCCAAUCUAUCUUAUUAUUUGAUAAGAAAAUGUUUAAACUAUGUCACAGAGAAGGAUAAUACAGGAUUAGACUAUGAUGGAACUUAUUGCCAAGAAUUGCUCAAUAUGAUCAAUGAAAGGCUCCGGGAGGAAGAUGUUAAGAAACUGCACAUUACCCAUCAGUUUGAGUUGGAUCUGAAGCUCCAUAUCUUAGGGAAGGCAGCUUCUAGCUUUCAAAAUAUGCACGAGAGAUUUAACCAAGAAAAUGAUCCUGUGAUUUGUCUGGAAAAACUAAAAUCUCAUUAUUGGGAAACAAUUCACAAUAUAUAUGAGGGAAAGGAUGAAACACAAAGUCGAGCCAAACAGUUCUGUGAGCUCUGCCUGAAGCCGGCAAUAACCAAGCAGAUUUAUAAGCUUCUGGGGAAGGAUAUUGUAGAUGAUAUUAUGUACAAACUAAGCCCCAAAGAACUGAGCAGCCGUCGUUUCUCUCAGGCACAUGUACUUGAGAAACUUCUAAAAGAUCAGAAUUUCCUUCAGUAUGUAGACUACAUUCAUUCUUAUGAGGGGUUUAUGAAACAAUGGCUGAACCAAUACAUUUUAACAAAAAGACUAAGGAAGUUGCAAACAAAAAUUCUUUCUGAUAUCUGUAAAGACAUUAGGACAGUUUUUGAAAAGCAUCAAAACCUUCCCACUGUCUCAGACUUUUUGAAAGCCUUUUGUGAGACGUUAAAAAGUGAAUUAGUCAUUUCCCAGAUGGAGUUGCAGUUGGUCAGUUUCCAGAACAAAGUAGAUGUCAGACAGUUCACAAAAGACAUUGAGUUUUUUCUUAAUGAAACAGAAAAACAGAUCAGAUCAGAGAUUGGAUCUUCCAGUACGGAAUCAGUACUUGCCAAACUCCCACUGAAACCUGAGGAAGAGCUGUUUGAUAGACUGUUUGGCUGUGGGAAGCAGUGUCCCUUCUGCAAGGUCCCCUGUGAGGCUGGAGGUACUGACCAUAAGGAGCACUUUGCCUCUGUCCAUCGGCCUCGAGGUUUAUACUAUAAAGCGACGAGCGGCGAACUAAAUAUUAAUACAUGUUCUAUUCUUGUUUACUGGAAAAGUAGCUUCUCAGACUGCAAUGACUGGGACAUAAAGUUUGAUCACAAAGCCAAUGCUUCAGCCUACUGGAAAUAUGUUUUUGUGAAGUUUAAUAAUGAGUUUGCAGCGGAAUACGAUGCACUGCCGGCUGAUCUGCCUGAUGAUUGGUGCACAAUAACAAUGGAAAAUGCACUUGAUAGUUUAAGGAAAACAUAUGUAACCUAAGAUAUAACAAAGAACAAUGUUGUAGCACAACAGCCACUGAUCCAGUUUGAUUAUACAAGUUAUGAGUUCUGUAAAGUGCCAGUAAAUGGUUAUUCCAACAAAGUUGUACAAUAAAUGUUUUUAUACAUUAACAUUCAAGAAAAUAUACAAGAACAGCCAAUACCCAAUAAAAGAAGCAAAGAGGCCCUGCCCAAAAGAGCUUCUAAUAUUUAUUUAGCGUAGUAAGAAUUUCCUGGAAGAUUGGACACAUUACAGCAUACAGGACACUCAGAAGUUAAUAUUAUUUUAUAUCUUUAUUAUUACGCUAGUACCUAAUAUCAUAAAGUUACAAUGUCUUGCUUUUUGGAAAGCUUUAGUGAGAUGUCAAAGGAAAAUUAGCCAACUACCAACAGACAAUGUGCAAAAAUGGGUGCGAUUUGCCAUAUUUUACCCACACUGCAUUGCUUCUUACCAGGAAUAUGACAAUGUCUGUGUGCACUGCAAAUAUCUUUGUCCAUUGCCUGAUCCCAGGGUUAUAUCUGUACUGGCAAAUACUGAUCAUCCAACUGCAGAUACACAAAGUGCGUUGGUGUUGGGGGCAGGUGUGUAUUUUACAAACUGGCUCCCAUUGCUAUUUGCCAUUUAGUUGCCAUAAAAUAAUGUGUGUGGCUGCAGUUAAAUAAGUUCUGACAGAACAAGAAAUAGUAUAUGAAUGGGUGCUGGAUAAACAGGUACAAAUUUGAAAUGUAAAAAUUUGUUACAAACAGGAUUGUAACUCAUACAGAGAUGCUAGUAGAGAAGAUUUGCAAUAUUCUAUGUAUCUUCAGAAUGUAAAUAAAGCAAUUAUGGAGUCAAUAUAAAUUGUAACUAUUGUGUGAUUUAUGCUCAGACAAAUAGAAUACAUUCAACACCUGUUUAUCAUAAUAAUAAUUUACAGGCAUAAACUGGUAAUAUAGGUAACUAUAUGGGCAGCAGAAGUUUACAUUUCACUUACGCUCAGUGCCAGAUGUUUUUUGUACAUUUUGUGCUCACUCAUUUUAUGGGCAUUU
This is a messenger RNA of Xenopus tropicalis (tropical clawed frog), 6273 nucleotides long. It is a transcript of the gene urgcp, whose product is annotated as upregulator of cell proliferation gene 1. Gene Ontology annotation, molecular function: GTP binding. NCBI's taxonomy places the organism in Eukaryota, Metazoa, Chordata, Amphibia, Anura, Pipidae. The record is from RefSeq and is a predicted model, not a curated record. Bases 146 to 5245 code for a protein of 1699 amino acids. The transcript is spliced from 7 exons. Gene Ontology annotation, cellular component: cytoplasm; nucleus.